UUCUGUUGGGGUUUUGUGCUGUUUGUACCUCCGCGGACACCGUACGCCUUUGUUGACAGUAAUCAUGGCGUCCUCAAUGUCACUUGUCGGCCUGCGACGUUUAUCUAUGAUGAAUGCAGCCUCCAAAUUGUUUCUGAAUCCUCUCAGGUCUACAAGCACAUCAACAUCGAGGCUGGCAGAGAAACAAGACACGCAACUUAUUACAGUUUAUGACAAACUGGACAUCACCCCUCUAACUGGGGUGCCAGAGGAGCACACUAAAACGCGUAAGGUUCACAUCUUUGUUCCUGCCAAGAACUCCAUGCAGUCAGGAAUCAACAGCACCAAGAAGUGGAAGAUGGACUUUGACACCAGGGAGCGUUGGGAGAACCCGCUGAUGGGCUGGGCCUCGACGGCUGAUCCCUUAUCCAACAUGGUCCUCUCAUUCUCAUCUAAGGAAGACGCCAUUGCUUUUGCUGAGAAAAAUGGUUGGAGCUACGAGAUAACAGAGAGACGGAGCUCAAAGCCCCGAGUGAAGUCCUACGGCGCAAACUUCUCCUGGGACAAGAGGACCCGGAGGUCCGCUAAGUAAACUGAAGACGCACAUCUGCUGGUUGGCUGGACUUUAGUUUGUUGAGCAAACCCGUGUAAUUAACUGAACUCCUCAAUAAAUGCAUCACCAUAUACAUGUGUAAGCCAAA
Molecule: messenger RNA, 680 nt
Organism: Thalassophryne amazonica
Lineage: Eukaryota; Metazoa; Chordata; Actinopteri; Batrachoidiformes; Batrachoididae
Gene: ndufs4
Product: NADH:ubiquinone oxidoreductase subunit S4
Exons: 5
Coding region: 65-571 (168 amino acids)
Biological process (GO): electron transport chain
Source: RefSeq, a predicted model, not a curated record